This is a messenger RNA of Xiphophorus maculatus (southern platyfish), 1850 nucleotides long. It is a transcript of the gene kera, whose product is annotated as keratocan-like. The transcript is spliced from 3 exons. The record is from RefSeq and is a predicted model, not a curated record. Gene Ontology annotation, molecular function: protein binding. Lineage: Eukaryota; Metazoa; Chordata; Actinopteri; Cyprinodontiformes; Poeciliidae. The coding region runs from base 165 to 1196 and encodes 343 amino acids.
AACCGGUGUGCAAUGUGUGGCAUGAAGAUCUAACAGCAACUGAGGUCCAAUCACUAUCUGCUGUGAGAGAGGACAGUCAUCAUCGAGUCUCUGGAGAGGCGCGUUAGCCAAACCUCACCUGUCUGCAAACAGAUCCCUCAUUUCACCUGGAAAAGUAGGUCGACAUGGCUGGUCUCCAGAAGAUUUUGGUUGUUUUGUGCCUGGUAACACAAGCCAUCAGCCAGGACAUGCCUUACGAGGAUCUCCUUGCCCAAUUACAAGCCUGCCCUAAGGAGUGCAACUGCCCCCAAAACUUCCCUCGAGCGGUCUACUGUGACAACAAAGGGCUGAAGAGCAUCCCUACGAUCCCCCCUUACACGUGGUAUCUCUAUCUGCAGAACAAUCUGAUUGAAACGAUGCCAUUAGAUGCACUGCAGAAUGCAACACAGCUGCGCUGGAUAAACCUAAACCGCAACAAAAUCACAAGUGACAAAGUAGGCGAAGGUGUCCUAGGUGGGAUGAAACAUCUGGCCCACUUGUACAUGGAUGAUAACCUCCUGUCUACUGUUCCUUCACCACUGCCAGUCAGCCUGGAGCAUCUACGCCUCUCUCGCAAUCGCAUCUCCAAGAUUCCCGCCGGUGUGUUUGUUGGCCUGGACAAGUUACACUUGCUGGAUCUCCAGGGGAACAAGCUGAUGGACGAUGCUGUCACUGAAGUGAGCCUAAAGGGCCUCACCAGCCUGGUCCAGAUCAAUUUAGCCAAGAACCAGCUCAGUAGCAUGCCCCUUGGACUGCCGCCUACCACCAUCCAGCUUUUCCUCGAUGGUAACAACAUUGAAAAGAUUCCUGCUGACUACUUCAAAAGUUUGCCCAAAAUUACAUUUCUGAGGCUCAACCACAACAAGCUCGGCAGUGCUGGUGUUCCAAAAGAUAUUUUUAAUAUCUCCAGCAUGCUGGACUUGCAGUUGUCUCACAAUCAGCUGACAGAGGUUCCAGUCAUUCCCUCAGGCCUUGAACACCUCUACCUUGACCACAACAAGAUUGCAAGUGUGAAUGGCUCUAGUGUGUGUCCCGUUUCUGUUGAUUCUCUGGAUGACUCGACGAACGACAGCGUGCCAAGACUUCGCUACCUCAGACUGGAUGGCAAUGAGAUCAGUCCACCGAUUCCCAGGGAUGUCGUCAUGUGUUUUCGUCUCCUUAGGUCUAUUGUUAUCUAAACAGAAAACCAAUAAUGUGCUGUAAACUAAAUGACAUUCUGCACAACUGUUGAAAUGACGUGGAUGUUGUUCCAGUCAAUGAAACUUGAGAAGUCAUCCACUGACAUUAAGCUUUCCAUUGUUUCAUCUUGGAAAGUCUUUCAAGUGAAAAAAGGAAUAAAAUCUGAAAAAAGCACACUGAUCAAUAGAUGUUUUUGAUAUAAUAUUUGCUGACCACUAGCUGUGCCUUAUGUCAGUGAAGAUACCCGUCUGUAGACCCCUGAACUUGUGUGUAAAUAAAUACAGAGUGGGAUAUGGUGAGAUUUGGGACUGAAUUUCAAAAAGUUGCAAAAUAUCCAUAUUCUCUGUUUUUAUUUUUAUUUUUUGGUGUUUUUUUUGACACUUUAUAUUUGUAGAUUUUGUGUUUUUAUUUGUUUUUAAAAGACAAUCUGUCAAGUAUGCAGAAAAUAUGUACUGUUGGUAAUUUAUUUUUAUUUAAUACUGGGAAAGAAUUUGAAUCCUGUGACUACUCAUGGCCAACAUUACUCCUUGUUUUGUACACAAAAAUGUGAAUAUUUGCCAACUUAUUUUUAACAUUCUGGUCAUUUUUUCUGAAUACAUUGUGUGAGGGAUUUCAUCUUAAAUUAUCUUCAAUAAAACUUAGAAUGAACAUGU